Molecule: messenger RNA, 321 nt
Organism: Stereum hirsutum FP-91666 SS1
Lineage: Eukaryota; Fungi; Basidiomycota; Agaricomycetes; Russulales; Stereaceae
Exons: 4
Coding region: 1-321 (106 amino acids)
Biological process (GO): regulation of transcription by RNA polymerase II
Cellular component (GO): nucleus
Molecular function (GO): DNA-binding transcription activator activity, RNA polymerase II-specific; zinc ion binding; RNA polymerase II cis-regulatory region sequence-specific DNA binding
Source: RefSeq, a predicted model, not a curated record
AUGCCCGUGGAAGUCACUAAUCAGCGCAAGCGAUCCUCCCUUGAUGCCACUGAUGCGACAGUAUCCUCUGGAGGAGAUCACCGAAAGCGUCGCCGCAAUCGAACGAUGCAGUCAUGCAUUAACUGUCACACCUCUAAGCGCAUGUGCGACCGAAAGCGCCCCUGUGGCCGCUGUACGCAACUUGGGCUCUCUGGUCUCUGUGUGUUCGAAGUUGAUGAUCCAAACCAUGGGAAGGGUCCUGAUGCGGAGCUGGCCCGUCUUCAGAGUCGUAUCACUGAGUUAGAGGGUAUCAUUCGGGAUGUAAGGAGGACACUCAAUUAG